Molecule: messenger RNA, 6417 nt
Organism: Haemorhous mexicanus (house finch)
Lineage: Eukaryota; Metazoa; Chordata; Aves; Passeriformes; Fringillidae
Gene: SMAD4
Product: SMAD family member 4
Exons: 12
Coding region: 234-1889 (551 amino acids)
Biological process (GO): transforming growth factor beta receptor signaling pathway; BMP signaling pathway; regulation of transcription by RNA polymerase II
Cellular component (GO): heteromeric SMAD protein complex
Molecular function (GO): RNA polymerase II cis-regulatory region sequence-specific DNA binding; I-SMAD binding; DNA-binding transcription factor activity, RNA polymerase II-specific
Source: RefSeq, a predicted model, not a curated record
CGAGCGCCGCCCCGCCCCGCCCCGCCGCGCGGAGGGGAGGGGGCGGAGGCCCGGGCCUUCCCCCGCCGCCGCCGCCCCUCACGGCGGCCUUGGGCCGCGCCCGGACAGCGGCCCAGGUUUUACCAAGGGACAGUACAUCUAACACUUAACUUGGAUCAUCUCUUGUUCAUCAGCUUGAAAAUCAUAACAGCCCCCAAAACUGACAUUUGAUCUGAAAGAAAAAGCUGUGACAAAUGGACAAUAUGUCUAUUACUAACACACCAACAAGUAAUGAUGCUUGUCUGAGCAUUGUUCACAGCUUGAUGUGCCAUCGACAAGGUGGAGAGAGCGAAACUUUUGCAAAGCGCGCAAUUGAAAGUUUAGUUAAAAAGCUAAAGGAGAAAAAAGAUGAAUUGGAUUCUUUGAUUACAGCUAUAACCACAAACGGAGCUCACCCUAGCAAGUGUGUUACAAUUCAGAGAACGCUGGAUGGGAGGCUGCAGGUGGCUGGCCGCAAGGGAUUCCCUCACGUGAUUUACGCCCGGCUUUGGAGGUGGCCCGAUCUUCACAAAAACGAACUCAAGCAUGUUAAAUAUUGUCAGUAUGCUUUUGACUUGAAGUGUGACAGUGUCUGUGUAAACCCUUACCAUUAUGAGCGUGUGGUGUCGCCUGGCAUCGACCUCUCGGGACUGACGCUGCAGAGCUCAGCCCCCUCCAGCAUGCUGGUGAAGGACGAGUACGUGCACGACUACGAGGGGCAGCCGUCGCUGUCGUCGGCCGAGGGCCACUCCGUGCAGACCAUCCAGCACCCGCCCAGCAACCGGGCCAGCUCGGAGCCCUACAGCGCCCCGGCCAUGCUGGCCCCCGCUGAGGCCAGCACCACCAGCACCACCAACUUCCCCAACAUUCCCGUGGCCUCCACAAGUCAACCUCCCAGUAUAUUGACAGGUAGCCAUAGUGAUGGACUCUUACAGAUUGCUUCAGGGCCCCAGCCAGGAGCUCAGCAGAAUGGGUUCACAGCCCAGCCAGCCACUUACCACCACAACAGUACCACCAGCUGGACGGGGAGCCGGACGGCCGCCUACACGCCCAGCAUCCCGCACCACCAGAACGGCCACCUGCAGCACCACCCGCCCAUGCACCCCGGACACUACUGGCCAGUUCACAAUGAGCUCGCAUUCCAGCCUCCUAUAUCGAACCAUCCUGCUCCAGAGUACUGGUGUUCCAUCGCCUACUUUGAGAUGGACGUGCAGGUCGGGGAGACGUUCAAGGUCCCCUCCAGCUGCCCCAUUGUCACCGUGGAUGGGUACGUGGAUCCCUCCGGAGGGGACCGCUUCUGCCUGGGCCAGCUGUCCAACGUGCACAGAACAGAAGCCAUCGAGAGAGCGAGGUUGCACAUAGGCAAGGGCGUGCAGCUGGAGUGCAAGGGCGAGGGCGACGUGUGGGUGCGCUGCCUGAGCGACCACGCCGUCUUCGUGCAGAGCUACUACCUGGACAGGGAGGCAGGCCGUGCCCCGGGGGAUGCAGUGCACAAGAUCUACCCCAGUGCUUACAUCAAGGUGUUCGACCUGCGCCAGUGCCACCGCCAGAUGCAGCAGCAGGCGGCCACCGCCCAGGCCGCUGCCGCCGCGCAGGCCGCCGCCGUGGCCGGCAACAUCCCGGGGCCGGGCUCCGUGGGAGGCAUCGCCCCGGCCAUCAGUCUGUCAGCCGCGGCCGGGAUCGGUGUGGAUGACCUGCGCCGGCUGUGCAUCCUGCGGAUGAGCUUUGUCAAGGGCUGGGGCCCGGACUACCCGCGGCAGAGCAUCAAGGAGACGCCGUGCUGGAUCGAGAUCCACCUGCACCGCGCGCUGCAGCUGCUGGACGAGGUGCUGCACACCAUGCCCAUCGCCGACCCGCAGCCCCUGGACUGAGCCCGCCUGUAACACGCCCUUCUGUUUAUACCCUCCAGAGAUACUUCACUUCCCUUCUGCUUAACCUUCUCAAAACAGGUUUUAAAAAUGUGUUUGCCGCCUUGCUCUUAGCAGAAAGCAUCUGAAUGUGCAGGAUUUGGAUUUCAGUUGUUCCCAGAACUCAGUAGUUGUAACACAGGGCCUGAAGUGGAAGGUAAACGCUUUAUAGAGACUUGACGGUGUUCCCUUUGAAACCCUCCUUCCCUACGGUGGCAUCUUGGCGAUCAGCCUCACGGGAGCCUUUUGUAUGCAGAAUAUAUAUUAUAUAUAUAUUUAUAUCUGAAAAUUCCUUCUAGUAGUUACAAACAUUUACCUUGUAGCGACUUUAAAAUUCCAACUGAUUUGUGAUAUUCUGUUUAGGGAACAGUAGUUAACAGACUUCUUCAUUUUGUUGAUGAUCACGUUACGAUUUUUCCAGGUUAAAGCCUUGCAGCUGCCAAAAAGUGAGGGGAUGACACAUACGUUGUUGGCAUCGAUCAAAAAAUUCUUUUAGUUUUUGAAAAAAGCAAAAGACAUCCUAGAUUUUUAUUUGUGUAACCAUGUGAGUUUUAAAACACUAAAGGAAAGGGAUGCUUUCAGUGCUGGCACUGGGUUGGAGGUGGAACACCCGGCCUGCAGCGUCGGCACUGAAAGGGACGGUGAGUGCCUGAUGGCAGGAGCGUGUUUUCUUAGUGCUGCCGACCUCUGUGGUCCCGCUCAACCCCCAGCAUGUACCAUGGCUAGAUCUGCAUGACUCCUUUUACUCGCCUGUGUCAUGGAAGUGUGUGUGCUAAGCCAGGACUGGGUUUUUGUAUCUGUUCACCAUUCCCACUCAGGGCAAGAUGGCAAACCUGUUUUUAUACCUCCUGGUUGUUUUAGCCCUGUGCCAUCCGUGGGUGACCGCGCCGAGGGGCGAUGGCUCCGUGCAGAGCCGCGGCAGGGACGGGCUGUGAGGCGCAGCAGCUCUGCCUCCCCUGCCUGCAGCACCAAUAAAAGGAUGGAAACCCCACUCACCAGGUUCCCUCUGCUUCUGACUCAGCCCCUCAGCUCCCUCGGCCGGGGCCGCACCGCUGGGGUCACUCUGGCUGGGAAACACGGCCAGCUUCGGCUGCUCUCGCUGCUCCUUCCGCUGGGAGGGACAGCCUCUCCUGGGCAGCUCUGCUCCUGGCAGGGAGCAGGGGACAGGGGGCAGGGGCUGGCUGCCCUCAGCUCAUGGCAGGGAGCAGGGAGUGAGCAGGGGCUGCCCUCAGCUCAUGGCAGGGAGCAGGGAGUGAGCAGGGAGCAGGAGCUGCCCUCAACUCAUGGCACAGGGAGCAGGGAGCAGGGGCUGCCCUCAGCUCAUGGCACACAGGGAGGGAGCAGGGGCUGCCCUCAGCUCAUGGCAGGGAGCAGGGAGUGAGCAGGGAGCAGGGGCUGCCCUCAACUCGUGGCACAGGGAGCAGGGAGUGAGCAGGGAGCAGGGGCUGCCCUCAGCUCAUGGCAGGGAGCAGGGGCUGCCCUCAGCUCAUGGCACACAGGGAGGGAGCAAGGGCUGCCCUCAGCUCAUGGCACACAGGGAGGGAGCAGGGGCUGCCCUCAGCUCAUGGCACACAGCAGGGAGCAGGAGCUGGCUGCCCUCAGCCCUUGGCCCCUGCGGGGUCUUGCAGCGCUGUCGGCGCAGCUGCAGCAGCCCAGAAAUCCUGCAGGGAUCGCUCAGGGCCUUCUGCCCAGCCCCUGGCAGAGUCUCAGCAUGCAGCGGGCCCGGGCCGUGCUUGGGUGUCGCUGUUCCCGCACGCCGGAAUUCCUGCGGAGGCAGCCGGGAGCACUGCUCCGUGCUGGGGCGGCUCCAGCGCCCCGGCCAGAAUCUCUUCCCUGUUUUCAUUGAUUCCAUAGUUUUCGCCGUUGCCUCCCUCAGGCUGGCUCUUGGUGAGAUCACGGUUUGUGCCCUCUGAGGUGGCACCCCCAGCCCUUGGGAAGAGCAGGCUGUGUUCGCUCUUCUCCCGGGUUUUGGCCCCAGACCUGUUUGGCUUUGUGUGGCUGCCCGGCAGGAAACUGCCCUGGCUGGCCUGGUGGUGCUGCCCAGCUGGGGCAGAGCAGGGAGAGGCUGGUUCAGCCUGCUGCUCCUCCUGCUCUGCAGUCUGAAAGAUUUCACUUGUUCAGGUGAGGUUUUUUCAGAUGUUUGGCAGGUGCCCACCCGCAAAAAUGCAUUCAUGGCCCAAAAUGUUCAGAACAAAACAAUAUCUGGUGAUUUUAUUGCAAGAAAUCACUGGAUUACAUCAGGAGAAGGCAGAGGCAGUAAAAGCUGAGAAGGCAUUCAUCAUCUCCACCAAGCAGCUCCCAAAAGGGUGCACUUGCAGCUGUUAAAGAAAAAUGAGACAAUCUUAUUCUUAGUUUUUCACAUGCUGUUAAAUUGACUUUUGUACUUUCAUGACAAGGCAUAAAAGGCAGCACAUAAUGUGCUGGAACCUGCUCAGCAGCAGCAGGCAUUGAGCUCUUGACAGGCCUGCCUUUGUGCCUGGGAGCCCAGAACGGGCUGCAGCUCCCUGGCAGCCGGGAUGCUCCCUGAGCCCCGUGCAGGCAGGGCUGCCGGGGGUGCCCGUUGUCUCCAGCCCCCCGCGCGGGGCACCCAGCAGGAUUUGUUCAGCCUGCCCCUCCUGCUCGCCCUGCUGCUCCCUGCUGCUCUGCUCGGCCCUUCCCGUCAGGCGCUGCCCCUCACCCUCAGAGCCCUUUGUGCUGGAGCUCUUGGUGCUUUCCCUUUGUGCUGCCAGCUGGGGUCAGCGCUGGCAGGUUUGGUGGGAGCUGGGGUCAGCGCUGGCAGGUUUGAUGGGAGCUGGGGUCAGCGCUGGCAGGUUAAAUGGGAGCUGGGGUCAGCGCUGGCAGGUUUGAGGGGAGCUGGGGUCAGCGCUGGCAGUUUGAUGGGAGCUGGGGUCAGCGCUGGCAGGUUUGGUGGGAGCUGGGGUCAGCGCUGGCAGCUUUGGUGGGAGCUGGGGUCAGCGCUGGCAGGUUUGGUGGGAGCUGGGGUCAGCGCUGGCAGCUUUGGUGGGAGCUGGGGUCAGCGCUGGCAGGUUUGGUGGGAGCUGGGGUCAGCGCUGGCAGGUUUGGUGGGAGCUGGGGUCAGCGCUGGCAGGUUUGGUGGGAGCUGAGGUCAGCGCUGGCAGGUUUGAUGGGAGCUGGGGUCAGCGCUGGCAGGUUUGGUGGUUUAUCCCGCUGUCAUGGCUAGUGCGGAGAGGGAGGGCGUUCACGCUAAACCCACUGCAGGUGCCGAGAGGAAACCUGGCUGGAAUGGUUGGGAAGGGCUGAACUCCAUCGGGAAUCCUCUGGAUGGAGACAAAACCAUUCCUUCCAUCCCUUCUCUGGGUGUGGGCGCUGUGCUGGGCCCUGGCGAGCUGGGAUGAGCAUUCCAGGGACAGCUCUGGCCCUGCUGGGCAGUCCUGGCUGCUCUGCGGUGGCCGUGCUGUCCCCAGGUCACCCGCGGCAGCGGCAGCAGCAGCCGCCUGCAGCCGGGCCUGCCGGGGGCUCCCUGCUGCUGGGGCAGCCCUGCAGCCCGGGCGGGCACCUCCUCCUGCCGGCAGCCGUGCAGCUCCUGCAGCUCCUGCAGCUCCUGCAGCUCCUGCAGCUCCUGCUCCCUGCGGGGCCCGGAGGAUGUGACCCGCCCCGCGCUGCUCACAGCCCGAGGACUGCUGUCUCCCCCAGAGAACGGCUCCUCAGGAGGGGCUCUCUCACUCCUGUGUCCCUCCCGGCCCUCGCUCCCCCCAGGAUAGGUCCUGAUCCCCGAUUUUCACACAUUUACCAGUUUUGGUCCAUUUCCAUCCUGGGGUUCAGUGUCCAGUCCCAGCUCCGGAUGAUGCAGUCCCUCCCUCCCAGUCUGCUCUCCUCCAUCCCCUGCUGUUGGCACUGUUAGGGCCUGGGGUGCAGCCGUGCCCUUGGUUCUGGCAGGAGCAGCGUUGUUCUGUGUGCCGGAGCUGCGAGGAGAGCUGCUGGCGCUGUGAGGUCAGUGCAGAUCAGAGUGGGCAGGAGGAGAGCUCAGACCUGAGGGUCACCGCGGCUGGGACGUGCUGCCCCCGAGCUGCUCCCCAGGCCAGCCGUGCUGUGGCAGUGUCACCUGGCGAGAGCUGAGGGCCCCAGGGCUGGGCUCUGCCGGCUGCGGCCGUGCCUGGAGGGUGCUGCGUCCCCCGGCCGUGCAGGACUCGUACACCAGCCCCAGCUGGCGCUUCCUGCCUCCAGUGCAUCUCUCUGACCUCUUGGCGGGGUUUGGUGGCACCCGAAGUUGAGAUUCAGCUGGAUUGAGGGCUCUGAAGUACCCGUAACGCAAAACUCACCCUGAGAGAGUCUUUCAGGCGUGGAAACCUGGUUAAGCAUUUCUUCUCUUCAGCCAUUGCCUUUUGAUAAGCGGUCAGCAGAAUUCCCAGUAGUUCCUUUGUAGCUUCCUGUAUGUUUUUCAUUAGACCUAGUUUGUGGAUAAUAUACUGUAGCUAACUUUCCUGAAAUUCUGUAACAGAGUAUGUUUUUGAUUAAAAAAGGUAAAGAUUCA